GACAGUUUGCGUUUCGAUGCAACGCAAGUACAACCAGUUCGCAAAUAUUACUAUUAUUAUUAUUAUUAUUAUUAUUUUUAUUAUUAUUUUCGGUCAGCUCUUCGCACGCGCGCGCGAGUGUGUGCGUGUUGUUCCUGUGCAGUGCGCGCGCGGUCGCGUGUGUGUCUAUAUAUUGUCUGUACGCAUUAAUAGUCAUAGAUAGUAAUAGGUACGUCGCCGUCGAUAAUAUUAUCUCAAAUUUUAUUAAACGAUCUUAAUUUUUUUUUAUACUUACCGUUGUCGUUGCAAGUGCCCACAGUGCGUCUCCCGGUAAGGUGUCCUGUUUUUUCCAGCGAUUUUCGUAUUAAUUUUCUCAUUUUCCAAAUUAAAUUUUUUAACCACAUACCAAUAAAUUAUCGAAAACCACGACGGUGGUGUUGGCGGUUGCGGUGGCUCACGAUUUUCAGCAGCCCAUGGUGACGACCGACCGACCGACCGACGCGUAUCGUGAGGCACACCUCCGACCGACCGACGCGUGGCGUAAAGCGCACCCCCGACCGACCGGCAGACAGAUCGACCGACCACCAUCACGACGGCGGCAGUCGCGUGUCCCCGUGCCAUGACCUGCCAGUUUCCGGUCCGGACUCAUCCACUACCGUUGCAGGGCGGGACAGUGUCGACCGAAGCCCACUGCGUGAUGGGCGACCUGCAGCAUUUCUGUCUGCGCUGGAACAACUACCAGAACAGCAUCACCACAGCGUUCGAGAAUCUGAGAGACGAUGAGGACUUCAUCGACGUGACGCUGGCAUGCGACGGCAAGAGCCUAAAGGCCCACCGGGUGGUCCUGUCCGCGUGCAGUCCAUAUUUUCGGGAACUGUUGAAAAGUACGCCGUGCAAACACCCAGUGAUCGUGUUGCAAGACGUCGUUUUCGAUGACUUGCAGGCGCUGGUUGAGUUCAUCUACCACGGUGAGGUAAACGUCCACCAGAGGAACCUGAGCUCGUUUCUAAAGACCGCCGAAGUUCUCAGGGUCAGCGGUCUCACGCAACCGUCCGAUUCCACUACCGCCAACGACCAUGCCGCGAGGCAGUCUUCCGAGACACCACCCGCGGAAAACUCGUUUCUUCAGUCGUUCGCCACACAAGCAUCUGAAGGCAGAGUGUCACCACAGGUCAGACAGAGGAAAGGUUUUCCUCAACAAUCACCGUCGUCCAUACCUUCACCGCGGUCAAAGGAAAACUCUCCGAUACCGUUGAAACGCACCAACAAGACUCCGUCGAACCCGUCUUCGGGCGGCGGUGGCGGUGGUGCCAUGCCCAUCGGUGGCGGAGGCAUGGACCUGUCCGAGAGGACGUCUCAACACAGUCCCAGCUCGGCGGGCAGCCGGCCCAACUGCAUCGACGACGACGACGCGGGCGAACGUUCGGACGGUGGCCUUGGCGGUGCCGUCGGGAGUAACGGCCACAGCAACGGACAUCUACCGCACAACCUAAACCUCCACCAGCAGCAGCAGCAACAGCUCCACGACGAACCUCCGAUGGACUAUUCGCGGACGCACCAAAACCACCAGCAACAGCAACAGCCGCCACCUAACGCCCUGCAACAGCUGCAGGACACGGCGCAGAACCUGAUGAUGUCUCGCCGGUCGCCCGCUGAAGUCAAGACCGAGCCGAUGGACACCGCGUCCGCGGCGGCCGUCAACAGCGGCAGCGCGUACGCGGACGACAGCAACGACUCGGCGGCUGACUUCACGGGCGUCCACCCGGCCAUCGGCAUGUCCGAACCGGACGACACGUCCUACCAGAGCCAUCACUCGUACCUGGACAGCAAGUUCUUCGCGGCCGCGGGCGCCUCGUUCAACUUCAGCAUGGCAGCCGCCAUGGCCGCAGACUCGUUAGCGGGUCUCAACAAUCACAACCAUACCAACGUGAUGGAGGCUCUAGGAGGCUCCAGUUCUCAAGACUGGUCAGAGGCUGGUGGCGGAGGAGUUGGCGGCGGGGGCGCGGAGACGCUGUCCUGUUUCGUAUGCGGCAAGCGCCUGAGCACCAGGUUGACGUUGAAGCGGCACAUCGAACAGCAGCACAACCAGCCUCUGCACUCGGCCGUCUGCAACGUGUGCAACAAAGUGUUCCGCACGCUCAACAGUCUCAACAACCACAAGAGCAUUUACCACCGGAAGCCCAAAGCGUACAAGUCGGCGGGCGGGGGCGGUAACGUGGGGGCGGGGGCGGCGGCGGUAGUGGCUUCGACGGCGGCCACGACCGCGCCGACGACGACGACGACUACUUCCGCGGCGGCGGUCACGUCGUCGUCCGCGUCGCCCGACGGUAACGGCGGCGUGUCCAGAUGCACCAACACCGCCGCCGCCGCCGCCGCCGACGCCGCUGCCUCGUCCGUGAAAAACUUACCGCCACUGACCAUGUGGUACAACAACAACAUAAACAACAACAACAACAACAACAACAGCAACUGACGCAAGCUGCAGCGGAGCGCCUGAACGGGCUCCGACGUCGUCUUCGUCGUCCGAACGACGCGACGGCGGAAGAGGAAGAGGACGACGACGAUGACCGGACAGAGGGACGACGACAGGACAGAGUGACGACGACGACAGUAUUACGAACGACGUGGACGAGAAUGAACGAUAAUAAUAAUUAAUAACGAUAUCAUUACGACGCCCCGCGUAGCCGACGACUGUAAAGUGCAAUAAGAUUAAUUUAUGUGUUGUUAUAUAACGAUAUUAUAUUAUAACAGUAGAAAUCGUUUUGAUGAUUGUAAGUUUUGUAGGUUUCGUGUUUAAUAUUUAUUUUUUUUUCGUUUUCCGACGCGACUGUGAACAAAUUUUAUUAUAAAAUACCAUCGACGAAUUAUAUCGGAAUCAUUAUUUAUCAUUAUUUUUUUUCUCGUGUUUGUUUAGGUAUUAUUAUUAUUAUUAUUAUUAUUAUAUUAUUUGAUUAAACGAACGGUGGUUCGAUAUAGGAUUAGUGCUGUAUACAUAUAGGUAUAAUAUAAUAUUAUAUAAUAUUGUGUAGGUACAUUGAGUAUAUAUUUUUGUCUUUUCGACGUUUAGACUGUGUUCGUACAAGGUUUAGUGAAACGAAAAAAAUAAUAAAAUAUGUAUAAAUAAAAUAUAGUACUGUACGCACACGCA
Molecule: messenger RNA, 3127 nt
Organism: Metopolophium dirhodum (rose-grain aphid)
Lineage: Eukaryota; Metazoa; Arthropoda; Insecta; Hemiptera; Aphididae
Product: broad-complex core protein isoforms 1/2/3/4/5-like
Exons: 7
Coding region: 599-2452 (617 amino acids)
Biological process (GO): regulation of transcription by RNA polymerase II
Cellular component (GO): nucleus
Molecular function (GO): protein binding
Source: RefSeq, a predicted model, not a curated record